This is a messenger RNA of Triticum dicoccoides, 1751 nucleotides long. Its product is annotated as QWRF motif-containing protein 7-like. Gene Ontology annotation, biological process: spindle assembly. Gene Ontology annotation, cellular component: cytoplasm; nuclear microtubule. Lineage: Eukaryota; Viridiplantae; Streptophyta; Magnoliopsida; Poales; Poaceae. Gene Ontology annotation, molecular function: microtubule binding. The record is from RefSeq and is a predicted model, not a curated record. Bases 333 to 1463 code for a protein of 376 amino acids. The transcript is spliced from 5 exons.
AAGAUGUGAGGAGAUGGUCGACAGGCCGAGAAUAUAUGGCAUCUGGUUGCUCCAUCGUGUCUCACGAGAGGGACGCGCCCUCGCGUGCAUGGAAUGGAAGAACCACUUCUUCUCCACCUACAUGGCUAUAUCUAGUGGCGUUUUGGAGCUGGCUAGUGUCCUUGUGAUGCAUCUUGCGUUCUUCUUCUCCCCUAGUCUUUAGGAUGCUGCCAACACCGCGCUUGCUCUGAUACAUCGGAGCAGCUUAAUUUUAUUUAUUUAUUUAUAAUUUAUUAACUUAUUUGUGCAUUCGUAAUUUUAUAUAUUUAUUAAUUUAUCGGCCUCCGUGGUCUAUGGAGUCCGCCGGCGGUAGCAUCCCUAGGCCGCAGACGGCGUCCGCGCGCCGGCUGGGGCGCAGCUCCAGCUCUGCUUCCCGCGCUGGCGCUGGCGCGUUCGCCUACGACGGGAUGCGCGCCGCGCCGCUCUUCUCCUCGGCCAACUUCGCGCGCUCCCUCCGCAAGGCGGCCUCCUUCGGCCACAAGAAGAAGCCAAGCGCCGGCGACGCCGAUGCGGCCGCGCAACCGCCCCGCCGGGCACUGAGCAGCAAGGAUCAGAACACCGUCCACGGCGCGGACGCCGGGGCGGUGACGUUGUCCCCCCGCCGGUCGCCGCCACAGCCCGGCGUCGGUGCGAGGCAAGGCCCCUGGGAGCCCGCGAGGCGGAGGCGCAGCACCGGGGGGGCGUCGCCGGACGAAACCCCGGCGGAUAAAGUAUCGGCUGGCGCGCUGAGGGACAUGAUGAUGCGGAAGAGGGAGGGGUCCGAGAAGGAGGAGACGGUGCACCGGGCGCGCGUGCUCGCCACGCGGCUGCUGCAGUGGCGGUUCGCCAACGCUCGGAUGGAGAAGGCCGCCGCCCGCGCGACCUCCGCAGCCGAGAACAAGCUGUUCUACACGUGGCUGCGCGUGGCGGAGCUGCGCAACAUCCAUGCGGCGAAGCGGAUCGUGGCGCAGCGGCGGCGGCAGAAGCUGAAGCUGGAACGGCUGCUGCGGCCGCAGCUGCCCCUCCUCGCACCAUGGGAGUCGUUGGAGGAGCCCCACUCCGACGCCGUCUCCGACCUCGCCGGCGCCCUCUCCGCCGCCUGCACACCCCUCCCCGUAACCGCCGGCGCCCAAGUCGACAUGGAGUCGCUCCGCGAGAUCGUGUUCGCCUGCGUGGGCACGGCGACCGAGAUCGAGGCCAACGCCGACAGGUUCUACGCCACGGCCGGAGCGACGAGCGGCGCGCUGGGCGAGCUUGCAAGGACGAUACGGCAGGAGGUGGAAGGCCUGGAGGAAGCCAUGCGGCUGUCCAGGGUCGUCACUCGCUUGCAGAUGCAGGAGGCGAGCCUUCGGACGAACUUAGUUCAGGCGAAGCAGAAGCGUGAUCACGACAUGGGAGUCGCCUUCGUCGCCCCGGCGACUGCAGCUUCCGGGUGGUGCUACUGAGUUUUGAUCAGUCUCACACGCUAGCUAUGGCUAAUUUAAGAUAAGAUGCCGGGCUCGUGUCAUCGUGACAGACCGACGGGAGAUGUCACCUCUCUAGACCUGAUUCAUGUAUGUUUGUCCAUUUUAAUAAAUUACGUUUGCAGUAAUUUGAGGUACUCGGGGCCCGGGGUAAACGUGUGUUGAACGACCGUGUGCUGUAAAUAGUGGGUUUUCUGGGUAGGUAGGCAUACAUUUACAUCCGGAUACUGUAAUUUGAACCAUUCAAUUAUUUGAACCAUUCGGAGACCA